AUGGGCAACGCAUCUUCAGGGCAGUUCAACCGGCAGUCGGACGGCAGCGGCGCGGGACCACAGCACCAGCUGUACCUGGUCAAGACGGAGCUGCUGGCCGCCGACUCUGAUGUUGGCAACACUGGACCGCCGCUCACCCCCGGCGCGGAGGACGUGACGAGCAGCACCGGCCUGGGCCAGCAGCAGCCCAUGGAGCCGCACCACCACACCCUGGUCGCCAUGGCGCUCGAGCACCACCACGCCACCUACCUCCAGCCUGGGUCGCCAUCUUUCUUCCCCUUCCUGUCCUCACCGCCACAGCACCAGAGGAACUUCCAGACGUCGUCACACCUCAGCGAGGCGAGCCCUGGAGGCGGCAGCAGCGGCGGCGGCACUGGAGGCGGCGUGAGCAGCUCCGGCGGGGGCGGCAGCCCGCCCCCACACGGCGACAGCACCACCACCCCUACCUCGGCCAGCCUGUCAGUCUCCGAGGUUGGCAGCACUGGCCAGGCUGCCCCCGACUCGUCCCACCCUGGCGGCGGCCGCUGCGAGGACGACACCCCGGCGUCGGACACGACGGCGUCGGCGGGCGACGCGGCCACUCCGACCUCCGCAUCCGGUGGCACCGCCAACAGCGCCAGCGGCGGCACUGAUAACAAAAGUGGGGGAACCACCACGGGCAGUGCUGCCAACGGAGUGGGCGAGGAGCAGCGCUCCAGCGACGCUGGCUCAGUCAACACUGCCAACACGAAGCCGCCGUUCUCCUACGUGGCGCUCAUCGCCAUGGCCAUAGCGCAAUCGCCGCACAGGAGGGCGACCCUGUCGGAGAUCUACGCCUACAUCACGAGCCGCUUCCCCUACUUCGAGCGCAACAAGAAGGGCUGGCAGAACUCCAUCCGGCACAACCUGUCGCUCAACGAGUGCUUCGUCAAGGUGCCGCGAGAGGGCGGCGACCGCAAGGGCAACUACUGGACGCUCGACCCGCAGUACGAGGACAUGUUCGAGAACGGCAACUUCCGCCGGCGGCGGCGCAUGAAGCGGCCGUUCCGCGGCGGCCUGGGGGCGGUGGCCGCCCCCGCGGUGCCGUACGGCGCGGCCGCCGCCUACCACCCGCACCACGCGCACCACCACCACCACCACCACCACCAGCACCUGGUGGCGGCGCACCACGCGCACCCGCACCACCAGCACCCUGGCCAGCACCCGCUGCACGGCCACCAGCCGCACCACCAGCCGCACCACCAGCAGCACCCCGGCCACGCCCACGCGGGGCUCGCCGUCCACCCCCAGCUGCUGGGCGCCGCCGCGCGCUCGCUCUUCGGGCCGUCGGCGCUCCAGGCCGCCGCCGCCGCCGCCGGGGGCGGGGGCGUCGGGGGCGGAGGCGUCGCCGUCGGGGGCGGCGCCGUCCCGCCCCCCGCCUACCCGCACUACGCCAGGUACGAGCACAGCUGGUCGCUGACGCAGUCGACGGGGGCGGCAGGCGCGGUGCCGUCGAUGUCGGUGUCGGUGACGCCGGGCUACGGCUCGCCGCCGCAGCUGUGCCACCAGCCCGGCAGCUCCGCCCCCACCGCCCCCACUGUGGUGGCGGCUCGGGCCAGCGUCGCGCCCGGGGGCGGCGUGUCGCACGGCGCCUUCUCCCCACUGCAGGCGCAGCUCCAGCACCACCAGGUCCAGAACAUGCAGCUGCAGGCGGCAGUGAAUGGCUACUCCCAGCUGGGUUCGACGCUCGUGGGGAGUCCGGGAGGCAGCUUCACUCCCAGCCCUGGAGGCGGUGGAGGCGGCUCUGGAGGCGGUGGGGGAGGAGACGGGUCACCUGGGGGUGGCAACCGGCUGGGGGCGGCUGUGACAACGGCGCAGGACACACGGUACUCCUACUGGGCGGCCACAGCCGAUGGGGUUACCUUGAAAGAGGAGCCAGCUGCCACGAUAUCCUUCGACUUCACAUCAGCGAGGCCCAAAUGCUACAUGUGAGCGUGGGACCCGUCUACGGCCGCGUCUGUAUCGCCCGGGGCAAGUAGCGCCAGCUGCCCACCCUGAUGGCGCACUGAGGAAGGCGAGACAAGAUGGCGCACACUGGCGAAGCAGCCAGCUUCCGACGACUGCCGCUAGGGCUGCGCACGUGUCGCUCUGUCGAGUCUGCAGCGCAGUCACGAAAAAUUACUCUGCCACAGAGGAAAAGUGUGAGAGGGAGAGAAGAGGACACGCUGACAUGGACGGCACAUCCUCCAGUUCUGUGCGGCGGUGACAAUCGUUCUCUCCAAAUGUUGCUUUCCGUACUUGUUCAUGUAAUUUUCUACUUCCCAAACAGAUCCGUGUUUGCAAUCACAGAUACCUGAAGUAGAAAAUUUCAAAUUCAGUCAGGUGCUGAGCUGACCAAACGAAUAUGCUAGCCAUUCUUAGUCUGCAGUUCUCUUAUGAGAGCCUUCGUCUGUCACUGCGAAGAGAUGUUUCAGGCUAAUAGGCUGGCUACAAAAGAUACGUAGCAAAGAACACACAUAUCACUUUUGCUGUUAUAGCCGUCUGUAGCAAAUGAAAUGGUAAUUCGCGCACUUGCAUUUUUUCUUUCCGCACUCUUUAAAUGUGCCAUUUCAUAUAUGAGUAGGACACUGUAUAGUAAAAAUAAACUACACAUAUAUUGUCAGUUAGGGACAAGAACAUUCUUGUCACUAUGCACUAAAUCACAGGUGACAUGAGAUGAACUUGAUAUAAAACAUUAUCACUAAGAAAUUUCAACAGCAGUACGACCUUUGUGUCUACCUGUUUAUUCUGCAAGAGUUUUGACACCGCAUUUCAUCAUCAGGGAUGCAUUAUUUCCAUAGUGACACAAGAAUCAUAUUAAUUAUUAAAUGUUCCAAGAGUCUGACAGUAAAUUAUUAAAAAGAAUUCUAUAAACACUGUUUCAGUCUCAGUGAGUGCAUUAUCUACAACAGGACCACAGACACCUAGGCUAUUAAAUUUUCCGAGAAAUUUCUCAUAAUCCUAACCUCACCAAUGUUUUAUCCUUGGAGGAAAACACACAACAGACAACUAAGUUGUUAAUUGUUAAAUUUUCCAAGAAAUACGUGUUAGUAGAUUCCUCCAUGUAGAAAUAGUCGAAAGAGCUUAAGAUCAGUGUUUGGUUCUCAUGGAUAUGUUAUUUGCAUAAAAGCCAAAAUAUGUAAGGUAUCAACAAUCAAUUUUUCCAAAGAUGUGUCUCAUAAUAUAUACAAACUUUACAAAAAGACAAAUGCAAUGAGUUUCAAGACCAAUGUUUCAUCCUGGGAGGGAGACAUUAUUUCCAUAGAAAAGCAAACAACUGAGCUCUCAGUCAUUAGAUUUUCCAAGAUAUGUUUGAUAACAGACUCUAAGAGUUUGGAGACGACUGUCUCAUACACGAUGGAUGCGUUACUUGCAUAUGAGCACAAAUAAAUAUGCUGUUAACAACUAGACUUUUCAAAAAAUGUCUGAUAAGACUUAAACAUAACAAGAAUUAAUGGAAAAAACUUACAUACAAUUUUCUUCUUCGUCAGGAAAUACAUCAGGCAGUAAUUCUUUCCAAUAAAAUACAGAAAAUAAUAAAAUUCCGAAAUAUUAGAUUUUUUACAGAAAUGAUAAAAAUGAAUGCUACUCCAAUACAGAAUUCUUAAAUUACAUGAGUUGGCAUUAUC
Molecule: messenger RNA, 3626 nt
Organism: Schistocerca piceifrons (Central American locust)
Lineage: Eukaryota; Metazoa; Arthropoda; Insecta; Orthoptera; Acrididae
Product: forkhead box protein D3-A-like
Exons: 12
Coding region: 1-1950 (649 amino acids)
Biological process (GO): cell differentiation; regulation of transcription by RNA polymerase II; anatomical structure morphogenesis
Molecular function (GO): RNA polymerase II cis-regulatory region sequence-specific DNA binding; DNA-binding transcription factor activity, RNA polymerase II-specific
Source: RefSeq, a predicted model, not a curated record